CUGAUACCGUACCGGGAGCAGGCGGACGUGCAAGCGGCGACAGAGCUCAAGGAGCGCAUCGUAAAACGACUACACGGGCGCAAGCUGGGACGAUGGAACCUCACCUGCACGCUCUACCUCCACUCGGCCGCUGGCAGCCUCUUGGCACCAGACGGGUCGGUGAUGGCGCAGGAGCAGCUCUACCUGCUCAAGGAGGACAGUCUCUCGCAGAAGGAUGGUGACAAGACAGCAGGCAAGUGUUGCCUGAUGGCACAGAACACCAUCAUCGAAGCCGGCCUGGAGAUGGAGCAAAUCCUCGAGAAGAUCAAGCUCUACAAUCCACGACAGACCGUUACCAUCCGCGGCAUGCAAUACGAGGUGGGCGACUUUGUGGUGAAGGUGGGCUCCAUCAUGCUCGGCGACACGACGCGAGGCGUCAUCCUCGAGGUCGAGUACCGGCCGUGCAUGAUCCCCAACGGGUGCUCACAGAUCCUGCAGAGCUUCAUCGGCAACCUUGGACCCUUUAACGCGCCCUUCUCCGCCAACGUGAACUACGGCGGGGUGACACUCCCGCGACUGUACUCGGCGCAACAUACGGCGUUGCAGUACGUGAGAUUGUUCCAGGGCCUCAAGUACUUCAAGGCCCACCACUGA
Acanthamoeba castellanii str. Neff is the source of this 633-nucleotide messenger RNA. RefSeq lists its product as uncharacterized. The transcript is spliced from 4 exons. Gene Ontology annotation, molecular function: transcription coactivator activity. Gene Ontology annotation, biological process: regulation of transcription by RNA polymerase II. NCBI's taxonomy places the organism in Eukaryota, Discosea, Longamoebia, Acanthamoebidae. Gene Ontology annotation, cellular component: mediator complex. The record is from RefSeq and is a predicted model, not a curated record. The annotation marks the transcript as partial.